GUGUCAUCCUAGUAAAGAUGUCUCCAAUACUAGUCCUGAUCCUUUCUCUUCUCUGCAUAUCCAGAGCGGCAGUUAUCACGACGGAGAAACCAAAGGGAUGUAUGUACGACGGGAAAUUCUACGAAACUGGCAUAAUAAAAAAGACGGUAGAUGGUGACUGUGUGUCGGACAUUACUUGUCAUGAUAAUGGCUUUUUAACGCACGGCGAGUCUUUGGGUUGUCUGUUUAGAGAUCUUCCAUUACCUCCUCCACCAACAACAAAGGAACCGGAACUCCCUCCUCCGACUCCAUCACUCUGGAGGCAUCCGCCUAAUAUUCAGAAGAAAUAA
Messenger RNA from Saccostrea cuccullata (small rock oyster), 329 nucleotides. RefSeq lists its product as uncharacterized. The transcript has 2 exons. Bases 18 to 329 code for a protein of 103 amino acids. Lineage: Eukaryota; Metazoa; Mollusca; Bivalvia; Ostreida; Ostreidae. The record is from RefSeq and is a predicted model, not a curated record.